Molecule: messenger RNA, 1245 nt
Organism: Hypoxylon trugodes
Lineage: Eukaryota; Fungi; Ascomycota; Sordariomycetes; Xylariales; Hypoxylaceae
Product: 3-hydroxyanthranilic acid dioxygenase
Exons: 4
Coding region: 318-860 (180 amino acids)
Biological process (GO): quinolinate metabolic process; 'de novo' NAD+ biosynthetic process from L-tryptophan
Cellular component (GO): cytoplasm
Molecular function (GO): 3-hydroxyanthranilate 3,4-dioxygenase activity; iron ion binding
Source: RefSeq, a predicted model, not a curated record
UAGAGAUUCAGAUCAUUCUUUAUCAAACAAGAAGGAUAGACUCGGCAUCUAACGGAUGAACUAGAAGGUGAUACCAUGACAUAAAACUACAAUCGGCCCUUCGUGAUUAUUAAUAUCUGAAACUCUUCAACAGUAACUAUUCAAAUUCAACUUCCGCCGGCUCCGUGCGUUAAAUCGAGUAUCACAAUCUACAAUAAAAUAUAUCUCAAGCCGAGGAUAUCAAAAAUAUCAAAUACUCCGACAGCUACCUAAUUAGGUGCCGUGUGAACACAAGAAAAGAAAAGAAAAGCCACAAUCCCUCAAAUCGACCAACCAAAAUGCUUUCUGUACCAGUUAAUCUCCCGAAGUGGCUCGAGGAGAAUUCCCACCUUUUGAAACCUCCGGUGAACAACUUCUGCGUCUACAAUGAAGGCUUCACUGUUAUGAUUGUUGGUGGCCCUAACGCCCGGACCGACUACCAUAUCAACCAGACUCCAGAAUGGUUCUACCAAUACAAGGGAGCCAUGAUGUUGAAAGUAGUUGACGACGGCAAUUUCAAGGACAUAAUCAUCCGUGAGGGCGACAUGUUCCUACUACCACCAAAUACACCUCACAAUCCCGUACGCUUCGCCAACACUGUCGGUGUUGUGCUUGAGCAGAAACGACCGGAAGACAGUAUUGAUCGUAUGCGUUGGUACUGUCAGGAAUGCGGGGAGGCUGUCCACGAGGCCGCUUUUCAUUGCACCGAUCUCGGUACCCAGAUCAAAGCCGCCAUUGAAAAGUUCAUGUCAAGCGAAGAGAAUCGCAAGUGUCAAAAGUGUGGCGCUAUCGCCAAUUCCGUACCGAAGCCUGGAACUAUUAAGGACCCGAAUUUAGAGUGAUGAUUUGGUUGGUCUAGGUAUACCACAUUUUGAAUAUCAACACAGAGUAUUGUUACCUAGGUGUCUAAUGGGUCUCAAUGCUAAUUCUUUGAUAUCUAUAAGACUUCACUAAUUGAGGAUUGUACCACUACCAUUCUAAGGGAAACUGCUUCUUUCCCAUUACUCUCUAAGCAUUCAGGUAUCUAGUCUUUAGUUCUCAGACUACUAUGCUCAUAGUUUCAUGGCUUAUCUAGCUUUUAGCUUCAUCUGUGAGCCUCGACGUGGUGAUGGGUCGAUCAAAGACCUGUGAAAAAUGACAAUGCCUAAGUCCAUUGAGAUAUGACCCGCACAUAAUUAUGGCUUAUCUUUAAAGUCUAUAAACUAUACACUUCGCCUCGCCCAGGUA